Molecule: messenger RNA, 1983 nt
Organism: Penicillium waksmanii
Lineage: Eukaryota; Fungi; Ascomycota; Eurotiomycetes; Eurotiales; Aspergillaceae
Product: RNA-binding snoRNP assembly protein NAF1
Exons: 2
Coding region: 1-1983 (660 amino acids)
Biological process (GO): ribosome biogenesis; pseudouridine synthesis; box H/ACA snoRNP assembly
Cellular component (GO): sno(s)RNA-containing ribonucleoprotein complex
Molecular function (GO): RNA binding
Source: RefSeq, a predicted model, not a curated record
AUGAGUGAUCAGCAGAUGUACUCAACUGGGUCUGAACUGCCUAGUGAAGGCCCUCCACUUAAGAAACCCUGCAUGCUUGAUACGCCACCCGUCGCAACAACUCCAGACGAUGGUAGCGAUUUCUACAAUACACCCUUGCCUGCGGAGACUCCGGUGCCGAGUACGAUGACCGAUGCCUCCACACCUGCCACUGAAGCCAUUCCUCCUGUACAACAAGUUCCAGCGAUCCCGGGACUGGGCCUGAUCAGCAACCCCAGCGACCAGCAAACCCCGCCAACUCAGCAAGUCAGGACCGAGGAAGAGCCGCAAAUUCCUGCUGUGAAGUUGGAGAAGGAUGAACCGAUUUCCAAGUCCGAGGGCAACAACACAGCGACCAAGGAAGAGUCUGUGGAUACCGCAGUCAAUCAGGCCGCCGGCGAUGAAGCACCCGCAACCACUGGGGAGGCUAUGGAGGUGGACCAAAAACCCGAGCAAAGCAACCUGGAUGCCAGCAGUGGAUUGAUCGACAAUACCAUAAAAGAGGAGAAAGAGGAGGAAGAACACCCUGAGUGGGAGGUCGAUUCAUCUCCAUACGAGUCUUCCUCUGACAGCUCGUCCGACUCAGACGACAGCAGCGAGGACGAAGACUACCCAAUUCUCACCCCCGAAGAGCAGGCCCGGAUUUUGAUGCAGGCUGAAGCUGGCUCUGACGAUGAAGGAGAAGGCAAGGGCAAGUCGGGAGGAUACAUUCGUUCUACCAACGAGGUUGUGGAGGAUGUGCUGCCAAUCCCCGAUAUUACGAUCACACCCGAAAUGCCCAUUGUACUACUGGGGAAUCUCAAAACUCUCAUCGAGAAUGCCGCUCUUAUCGAAGCCAGCACUUCAGGAGAGUAUCAAGUCCUGGAGUCGGGCUCAUUGCUUUGCUCAGAAGAUCGCAAGGUUCUCGGUGUUGUUGCCGAAACCCUCGGCAGAGUCGAGAACCCCUUGUACACUGUCAUGUACGCAACUGCCGCCGAGCCUACAGAGCGAGGUCUUUCUAAGGAUAUGACUGUUUACUAUGUUCCGGCCCACUCGACAUUUGUCUUCACACAGCCCCUAAAGGGUCUGAAGGGAAGCGAUGCGUCUAACUUCCACGACGAGGAGAUCGCAGUUGAAGAGAUGGAAUUCUCCGACGACGAAGCAGAGGCUGACUACAAGAAGAGACUGAAGCAGAAGCGCCAGGAAAGAAAGGAUGCUAGGGAUGGUGGCGGUGGACGUGGAAAGAAAGGACCGGCAGAUGGUUACACACCCCUUGCCCGACCUAAGAAUUACCACGAAAUGAUGGGAGCUCGAGAGGCACCAGUUGAGGGCACCGAGCGAGCAUCCGGAUUCCGUGGAGGUAGAGGUCGCGGACGGGGCUCUGACCGCGGACGAGGUGGUCGUGGACGAGGCAAUGGAGGCCGAGGAGGAGGAGGAGGCUCGUACGAGCGUGAUCAGGACCGUCGUCCUCAGAACCAACAAGGAAACAGUUCGCAGUUUGCAUCUGCAGCACCUCAACACCAGCCUACUGGAUAUGGCCAACCGGCAUAUCCUCAGCAGCAACAGCAGCAACAGCAGCAACAGCAGCCGCAGCCCGCCUUUGGAAUGCCCCAGGCUUUCGCUCCGUACCAGCAGUAUGCGCCCCAACAGCAAGCACAGCUUCCUCAAGGCGCAGCUCCAGGACAGUUUCCUUUCCAAUUCCCCUUCCAACAACCUUUUGCCCAGCCGAAUCCUUUCCAAUCUAUCCCUCCUGGUGCGCAUAUCAAUCCUCUUUUCUUGGCGGCAUUGCAACAACAGCAACAAUACCAGCAACCCCAGCAGCAGCAAUAUCAGCAACCCCAGCAGCAGCAAUAUCAACAGCCGCAGCAGGGCCAACAAGCUGCCCCACAGGGACAACAAAACCCUGCAAUGAACUUUGACCAAGUCAAAGCUCAGUUGGAUCUUCUACGGAAUCUGAGCAACAACCAAGGGCCACCUCCCUCUUGA